Molecule: messenger RNA, 2132 nt
Organism: Camellia sinensis
Lineage: Eukaryota; Viridiplantae; Streptophyta; Magnoliopsida; Ericales; Theaceae
Source: RefSeq, a predicted model, not a curated record
GGGUUUGUUCCACAAUUCAUGCGCCGAGUUGCCCUUGGAAAUCAAGCACCCAUUUCACUCCUUGCAUCCUCUCGUCCUCUCUCAGCCACUAAAGAAUCAUUUUUAUAACUGCGGUGUCUGUCACCAGGAGCUGCACCGUUUAAACUACCUCUGCUCUAAGUGUAGGUUUGUGUUAGACGUUAAUUGUGCUCGUCUGAAACCAGAACAAGGUCAGAUUCAACAAUUCAGGCACCCUCAUCCCUUGAUUUUCUGCAACAACAAAGAAAAUUUUCCUUGUACCUGCUAUGCAUGCGACCUCCCCUUGGUGGAUUCCAUAUAUUUUUGUCCAGAAUGCUCUGCCCUACUCCACAAAUCGUGUGCUGAUCUGCCUCGGGAAAUUGAGCACCUCCUUCACCCUCACCAUACUCUCACCCUCAACUAUCGUUGGAGAACCGGACAUACAGUUGACCCGUGUUGUAAUGCAUGGAGUACCGACCAUUGUUGUAAUGCAUGUUGUAAUGCAUGGAGUACCGACCCGUAUUGUAAUGCAUGUUUAGGCACUUGUCAUGGUUUUUUCUAUAAAUGUUGCCAUUGCGAAUGGUACAUGGACGUUAGAUGUGCCUGUUUGCCAAAGUCCACUAUUUUGAGGUGGUCUAAAAUUCACCACCACCCUCUUGCUUUGAUCUUCCGCACUGAAAAUGUUUGUUGGAGUUGCAAUAUCCGCGACAAGUUCAUCAAUAACCCUUUCUUCCGUUGUCUGUCGUGUAAAUUCAAGCUACAUGUCCAUUGUAUUUCACGAUUACCGCCUACCCUCAAAUACCAUGAUCAUGUCCAUUCCCUUACCUUUACCAAUUGUCCAAUCAAAGAUCAUCCCGAUGAAGAUAACAAUGCAGAGUUUUACUGUGAUGCUUGUGAAAAAAGAAGGGAUCUAGCGCAACCAACUUACUAUUGUAAGGUUGGAUGCCAGUUUGUUGCUCAUCCUCAAUGCGUGGUAUCUGAGAUCAUACAAAUUUUAGAAGAAGAUUGGUUGAAGCAUGAAAAUGUUGAGGAGUCACCUGUACUAACAUUGAAGGAAUUUUUAGAUUCAUUUACAGAAGAUGAGAACAAAGAAGUACAAGGCCUUUUCAAAGAAUAUAGAUGGGAUGGAGAAAGUGGCAUCCUUCCAAGAAUCUUGGGUUUUGGGGAUAGCUACGCACAUUUAGACAAGGUUUCUACGUGGAUUCUGAAAAAGUAUGUUUCUAGAGUUGAAGUCGCAAUGCCUUGGGAAAAAUGGGAUACAACAUCAAAGGUUAUUAAGGAUGGACACUUCAUGAUUUUGGAGAACCAGAUCUCCAUCCUAAAAGCCUUGUUUUCCAAGUACAAGGGUUUCAGUAUUGGAUCGAGACUUAGUACAAAGGCAACGAUGUUAUUCGUAAUGACAGUAUGUGAAGCUCUACACAGCAUGUGCAACACUAAGGUCAUGGACAUAACUACAAGUCUACUUUUGACUUGGUUUAACUCCUUUGCUUUUGCUCAAUAUGCAGGCUUCGAAAUUCUUUUUGUAACUGAUCAUUUGAUAAAACUGGUGCGUGCUCAUUUUGGUUUCCAAGUUGGUCAUGAUGUUCUUGUAGACCUUAGCCUUGCUGAAUGCAAUGUCCAGAUCACAAAGCAACACACAGGCAUAGAUUCUAAAGAUAUUGCCAUUAUUGAAGAAGAUGAAGAAAGCGUAGAUUCUGAAGAACUCGCCAUUAUUGAAGAAGACAAAGAAAUUGUAGAUUCUGAAGAACUCAUCAUUAUUGAAGAAGAUGAAGAAAUUUUAGAUUCUGAAGAGCUCACCAUUAUUGAAGACGAAGAAACUCAUUAUCUCUAGGGGAAGGUAGAUUCUAUGCAACUAACCAUUAUCAAACUGGAUGAAGCUAUUAAAGAGCUUGAAAAGAAGAAACAAGCACUUUUGAAGAAACGCGAGGGUUGGUGCAUAAGAAAGGAGUGCUUGAUUGAUGCUUUAGAACUCGAGGGACAGAUGGCAGGCACAAGCUUGUUGUGAUGUUCAACAAAGGGUCUACUAGUACUACCAUUAUUGCAGUAGUUUUGUAGUCCGUGGCUUUUGUGUUGAUUUUGACAAUGUCAUUUGAUAGGAAUUAUUGAUGUAUUUCGAGAUAAUGCCAUUUGUGAGA